Molecule: messenger RNA, 2133 nt
Organism: Penicillium hordei
Lineage: Eukaryota; Fungi; Ascomycota; Eurotiomycetes; Eurotiales; Aspergillaceae
Product: putative C6 transcription factor
Exons: 8
Coding region: 1-2133 (710 amino acids)
Biological process (GO): positive regulation of transcription from RNA polymerase II promoter by galactose; DNA-templated transcription
Cellular component (GO): nucleus
Molecular function (GO): RNA polymerase II cis-regulatory region sequence-specific DNA binding; DNA-binding transcription factor activity, RNA polymerase II-specific; zinc ion binding
Source: RefSeq, a predicted model, not a curated record
AUGGCAUCUAAUUCACCUGAUAACGAAACACCCAACGGGCGGCCCUUCAAAAGGCGCCGUGUAGCCGUCGCCUGUGAUGCAUGUCGAACCCGCAAAUCCCGAUGUGACGGCAAGCGGCCCAGCUGCUCGUUAUGUCAGGAUCUGGGGUUUGAAUGUGUUUACACGCCGCCACCAACGGCUGCUAAUAUCAUUGUACAGAAAGACUAUCUGCACAGGCUUGAAGAUAGGGUAAAGAGGCUCGAAGAGUCGUUUGGAGAAAGGGACAGAGAAAGAGAGUCUGCUAUUUCUGGUCGAAAUACUGAAGAGAGUCAGGGCGAGGCAAGAAUUGCUGCACCGAUGCCGGAUUUGAUUGGGACCGAGGAUUCAGUCGAUGGUAUGGGUGCGGUGAUUUUUGCGGAUGAGGAGGAUUCUGGGUUCUUUGGCCCUUCUUCAAAUAUUGCAUUUCUUCGACAUCUAUCAAGCGCUAUUGUCCAACCGGGGUAUUUCCCUUCACCUGGCGCCGCUGAGGGUGGCUUUGUGAAUGCAUCGAGACCACCAUCGCCACCACGCCAAAUAGGUCAAGAUAAGCGCAUGAAAGUGAACAUCUUUGCUUUACCGCCGCCGUCAAACACCUUGGACCUUAUCGAACGCUAUUUCUCUAACACGGGGUUACUAUUCCCCUAUAUCUACCCACCCGUCUUCCUGGACACAUAUCACCAGAUGGCACGAGAGAACUUCAGUCGCGUACGGAGAACCUGGCUCGGUUUGUUGAAUAUGGUGCUCGCUAUGGCUACUAUUGCUGCGAUUCCUGGAAGUUCCAGCGCAGAUGCUCGGAUCGAAGAAUCAGAUGUGUUCUAUCAGCGUGGCCUUGGCUUGUGUGGGAGUGAAAUCUUGCGAGGGACAACCCUAGAAGUGGUACAAUAUCUACUCCUGAUGGGCCAGUACCUCCAAGGCACGCAAAAGUCAAUACAAGCAUGGACCGUCCAUGGAUUAGCCGUCAAAGCCGCUCUUCAGCUUGGAUUGCAUUCGCGGCAUGCAUCCAAAUUAUUUUCUCCGAUCGAGCAGGAGAUGCGAAAGCGGACUUGGUACGGUUGCGUGGUCUUAGACCGAACUCUGAGCAUGACUUUUGGCAGACCAGCAGCCAUUCCAGAUAGCUACGUCAAGCUCGAGCUACCCAAGAAGCGAGAAUUUGAAAAUUCAACGGGCCUUGUGGAUGGCGAGACAGCGGCUUUGAGUGUUGCGUUCUUCAACUCGACAAUUGGACUAUAUAAGGAGCUCUGGAACGUCCUAGAGCUUCUCUAUGGCCAAAACAUCGGCUGCGAUGGUCCAUUACCAGUCAGCGAGAUUGUGGCCCAUAUUUUCAGCUUGGAACAGCACUUGUUCUCCUGGGAACGGUCGCUUACCCAUCCAUUACAACUUAUCUCAUUGGAUAGCAUUGAUAAUCUGCCUCAAAUUCAGAUGUCAUCCAAUACCCAAUGUCUUUCGUUAAAGUUUCAAGUCAUCCUGACCUUGAGAUAUCUAAAUCUUCGAGUUUUACUCCACCGCCCGAUGUUAGUCAAAUUCAUCACCGCAAGCAGGUCUUCUGAGCACGAUCCUCAGGAUAUUAGAUUGUUGCAACAGAUUGGGAUGAAUAGCUUGCAGAUAUGCGCAUAUUCCGCGAUGGAGAUCAUUGAUAUCGUACACCGUGUUGUAUCAGAACCUGGAUGGAAGCGCACCCUCCUGGGAGCGUGGUGGUUCUCGCUAUACUAUACUUUUAACGCAGCGCUAGUCCUCAUCGGAGUAGUUUGGGUCUAUCGUGAUACCAGCCUAACAAACUCACCAAUGAUAGACCAAGCAAGUAAAGUUAGACAGUAUCCCGGUCGUGCCGUAGCAGCACUUUCCAGGCUUGAUGAAGGAAACCGAUUGAUCGAUCGAUGUCGGUAUUACUUGGAACAAUUCAGCAAAGUCUUGAAUGAUCCUGAAACGGACCUCGAUGCCUCAAAUACAACCCUUUCCCAUCUCCAUGGUACUCGAGCAGGAAUUACAGGGGACGAAUUUAGUCUCUUGCCAUUUGGAAUGGAGCUUGGCGAGUUCAUGAUGGAUGGGGAUCUUGUUGCGAUGAUGGAUCGUCAGGGACUGCUUCCCGUAGAUCCCGAUUCAACCUUCACUGCUUGA